AUGUACUCUUCAUGUGUGAUGGUCACUUGUACAUCUUCAUUUGGCAUGUUCCUGCAUCAAGAGAAGCAAGCGAACUAUCCCGACGAUGUCCCAUAUUCUAUGGGAAUGUCUUCGUGUUGUGGUUUGAUGACGAGAAGCAGUGUUUGCUCGAACCGAUACAUCAGCACCUGGACCGGGGUCCAAGGAGAGAAGAAAGCGAUACUCGCUCUUCGCCUAGCGUCAGAACCACCUCGUUUUAGGGUGGUGGUUGGGUCUUGUCUGGUCAUCGUUGCGAACUUUUUCCGUGGAUUUGGCCCCGACCUGUCUAACAUUGUGAUGGCUGUUCACGACUGUUUCUUCCACCUUGUCGAGUGGAUUGAAUACGAUGAGACAGAACCCAAAUGGGAGGUCAUUUGGAAGGUCAAGUCCGUCUGUUCUGGUGCCAUGAUUGACUUUGCUGACGAUAAUAAGCAGACUUGUGUAUCGCAGCUUGAAGGAGAAGGGUGCAUUGUAUGGAGAGAGGUUUUGUCUUCAUUUUAUGACAUCUUUACUUACUGCGAAUGGCCUGAUCUUAGCGGGCUGUCGAACCCGCCUUCCUGCGCCGUUUCCAGCCACUCUCCGUCCAAUCGAUAUCAUUAUGCCAGAAAGAUGCCUGCCUCUAAGAACAACCAAGCAGCAGAGCUACUAACAGCUUUGCAACAUGUCGAACGAAGCGAACCAGAACGGGCACAGACAAUAGCUGUCAUUGAACAGUUGGUUAGGUUACAACAAGAUGUCGCACCUCCUACAUCAAGAUCCGAUAUGUGCAAUGGGUACCGUCAACUAUCCUUUACCUAUUCUUCCUGGGCCCCUUCAGCAAGUCAACCACAUCGUGUCGAUGAAGUCUCUUUGAGACCCCCGAACAACAUGGACGAUGACGGCAGAACCAAGAAGGUCGGGGCCACGAGCAACAAGCGGCUCCGCGAUGAAGACGACAGCGAAGACGGCGACAACAGCAAAGAACAGAACCAACAACUCAGCAAGAGACCAAGGACAGAUGACGAGACAGUCGAGGAGAAGAAUGGAUACAUCUCAGCUCUCUGA
This is a messenger RNA of Fusarium graminearum PH-1, 1062 nucleotides long. RefSeq lists its product as uncharacterized. The transcript is spliced from 11 exons. The record is from RefSeq and is a predicted model, not a curated record. The coding region runs from base 1 to 1062 and encodes 353 amino acids. NCBI's taxonomy places the organism in Eukaryota, Fungi, Ascomycota, Sordariomycetes, Hypocreales, Nectriaceae.